UUUAGUUUUCAGUUGCUCGGGAAGAAGAAACACGAACUCACCGCGCGCUUGGAGUUUGUUUACAUUCCGUGAGUGAUGGCAGGCCCGGCGGAUCGCAGUGACAGCGGGUCCGGUUCUGCUCUCCAGGCGGUGUUUGAGCAGCUGCGGUCCGCGCACACUCUCUCCCUGACCCUCACCGGGCCGCUGUGCCUGGCUGUCAUCGCUCUCGACCGCUACCUAAGCGCACAGCAUCCCGCUGCUGAGAGCUACAGCUACGACCUGACGGUAACGGACGGCCGGUGGCGGAUAAAGUGUCAGCUGGCGGACAGUCUGAGUCGGUGGGUGAGGACGGGCUCGCUGCGCUGCGGGGCCGGGGUCCUGGUGUCCCAGCUGUCGAUGGUCCACGACGAGACGAGGCUGAGUCACAGUUACAUCAGGAUAGAUAGCAUCCACAGCGUCGUGGAGCUCCCGGAGAGGUUUCUGUCCAUUCAAGACGUGGGGAGUAUCACGGAGUGGUGUCAGGACCAUGUGACCCGGUCCGAUGGACCCCUGCAGCUGAGCAGAAAAUAUUAUUUACCACUGUGGAUAAACGAUGAUCCUUAUGGAAGUGUUUGGGCUCCUUAUAGCCCACCGCCAGACGUGGUCAUUGAUGUGUCUAGAAUCACACUUCUGGCCGAUCUGGAAGCGUUCUUUCACAGCUCCAGACGACCUCUCCCACUGCUGGUCCGAAUUCUGCACAGGUCCAGGAUACGGUACUAUGGCAAACCAGGACAAAACAUUGACUUCCCAUUUCAGGUGUACUGUGAGGUGGCUGAUCAGAGUGGCGUCAUGUCUAUGGUUGUAUGGAAUGAUCUUUGUCCUGAAUGGUUCAACAGACUGACAGUCGGCUCGGUUCUGUAUCUGCAGCAGUACUCAUUGAAACACAGUUAUCAAAACCGCUCUAGACCACAUAUCCGCACACUCUCUCUUAUGACUUUCCACUCCAUUGAGAUCAGCCUGAAUCCUCGAAGUCCUGCCUCUGUAGUGACAGUGAUUCCUCCAAAAAGUGUUCAGCCUCAGUGGGAUCUGCCUGAUGUCCCAUACAACUUUGCCACAAGGUCAGAGGUGGACUCGAUGAAUAAUAACCAAGCCUGUGACAUCAUUGGUCUAGUGACAUACGUGGGCCGGGUUGAGCGAAUUAGGAGCAAGGAGAAGACAGGACCUGAAAAGUUCUGGGCGUAUCGUUGGGUACAUGCAGUGGAUGGGACAACGGACUCCGCAUUCAUCCUGGAGAUCUUCUCCUCUUCCCAGCCAGAGAUCUUCAACAACAUCUGCCCAAUGACGUAUCUGGUCUGCACCCAGAUGAGAGUGUGUAAGACGGGCUGUUCUGUGUAUCUGACCAGUAGCACAGAAACACAUCUCUUCAUCACAGGCUGUCAUAAAAAGCAGCCCUAUGUCAAUGAGCCAAAAGUUAAAGCAUUCAUUCAGUGGACUAAGACACUGAAGGACAGUGUCAUGCUGCGGAGGACUUCGGUUGGAGGACAUUACUGCUACCCUCCUGCACCACCCUCCAACAGCAACUUGACCAGUGAGAUUUAG
Messenger RNA from Sinocyclocheilus grahami, 1557 nucleotides. RefSeq lists its product as uncharacterized. The record is from RefSeq and is a predicted model, not a curated record. NCBI's taxonomy places the organism in Eukaryota, Metazoa, Chordata, Actinopteri, Cypriniformes, Cyprinidae. The transcript has 9 exons. Gene Ontology annotation, molecular function: single-stranded DNA binding. Bases 76 to 1557 code for a protein of 493 amino acids.